AUGGAACAAACAUUAGUAAUAGAAGGACAAAAGGUUAGAAAUAUUAUAUUCCCAUUUGAUUUGGAUUCAAAAGGAGAUGAUGUAAAACCAAUAACAAAGACAAACAUUGAUGCUUUAACACCAAAAUCUGCAUUCAUAUUAGAUAAUGUUCUAUCACCAACAGAGUGCAAAUAUAUUAUUGAUAGAGGAGAAGAGAUGGGAUUUGAUGAAUUGGCACAUUAUAUAAAAAAGUAUCGUAAUAAUUCGAGAGUAUUGGUAAAGAGCUAUUCGCUGAGUUCAUUGAUAUUUGAAAGAAUCAAACAAUUUCUACCAUCGGAAUUGGAUAUUUCAGAUUCAACACCUUACUUGGAUGAUGGUAGAAGAGCUAGAAAACAUUUGCAUGGAAAGUGGAAACUCAAUCAAGUCAAUGAAUUGUGGAGAUUGUGUAAAUACCAAGAUGGAGGUGCAUUUGCAAGUCACUAUGAUGGAUUCUACGAGAGAGAUGCAGAUAAUAGAUCAUAUCUCACCUUUAUGAUUUAUCUAUCAGGUGGUAUUGCAGGUGGAUGUACAAGAUUUUUAGAUCCAAAAGAUGACAAGACCGUAUUGGCAUCGGUAGAACCAAAAGAAGGAAGAAUACUUGUCUUUACACACAACAUUUGGCAUGACGGUGAAACAGUACUACCUGGUGGCAAUCAAAAGUACAUCAUGCGUACCGAUGUAAUGUAUACUAGAGUAAACCCAAGUAGCUCAAAGGAAAUGUUGGAAAAUGAGCGAUUGGCAAGAGAACUAGCAAGAGAAGCAGGUGAAAUGGAGAAAACUGAUCCAAACAUUGCCGUAUCUCUUUAUAAAAGAGCUUUUAAAUUAUUCCCUGAUUUAGAAAGUGAAUUUUAA
This is a messenger RNA of Cavenderia fasciculata, 870 nucleotides long. RefSeq lists its product as uncharacterized. The record is from RefSeq and is a predicted model, not a curated record. The transcript has 2 exons. The coding region runs from base 1 to 870 and encodes 289 amino acids. Gene Ontology annotation, cellular component: endoplasmic reticulum. Gene Ontology annotation, molecular function: L-ascorbic acid binding; iron ion binding; procollagen-proline 4-dioxygenase activity. NCBI's taxonomy places the organism in Eukaryota, Evosea, Eumycetozoa, Acytosteliales, Cavenderiaceae. Gene Ontology annotation, biological process: peptidyl-proline hydroxylation to 4-hydroxy-L-proline.